CAAGCUUUCGAUGGUACACCCUAGUGGGCCAUAUCCACCAUCAUUGGCCCACCUGAUGAUGUACAACCAAGAGCACUACCCCCCGGGGACACCUCCCCCACCCCAUUUGGCAGGAACGAUAGAGGUUGAUGCGAAAACAGGUAUUCUCAAUGGGCAGCCAUCAAGCCACACUUACCUGCCCAGCCAUUGGCCAGAAAAUCCCAUAUCAUCCUGUUCCAGCCAAUCACGCUUGUUGUCUUAUACAAAUGCAGGUAUUCCAAGACCGAGACAUUCAUCUGAACUUCCGUUAUACCAUCCUCUGUCCCCGGGGUCUUUAGGCAGCGUCCCGCAUCACUUAGAAGUUUAUAAUAUGCCUUGGCAAGGCCAACCAUUCUACCCACUCACAAGUGCUCUCAGGUCUCCCUAUCCAGCUCUCAUAAAUGCAUCCGGGAUGUCCCGCCUCGGUCACCCUGGCCUUCCCCCUCACCAUCAUGGAAUGGCCGUCACCGGUAUUCCGCACCCAGCGAUUGUCACAUCAGGAACGAGGCAACAAGACACACUACAACAGAGUAACGACAGACAACCCCCGCCCAAAGAGGAGAAAACCAAAACGCAACAGAAGAGGCAUCCGCACAUAAAGAAGCCAUUGAACGCCUUCAUGCUAUACAUGAAAGAGAAGAGGGCCAGCGUCGUAAAGGAGUGUACGCUGAAAGAAAGUGCUGCAAUCAACCAGAUCCUGGGAAGGAGGUGGCAUGCAUUAUCGAGAGAAGAACAAGCUAAGUACUAUGAACUCGCACGCAAGGAGAGACAGUUACACAUGCAGCUGUACCCUAGCUGGACCGCAAGAGAUAACUACGCAGUACACGGAAAGAAGAAGAAGAAGAAGAAAGAUAAAAACCCCGGUGACAACUCAGAACCAUCUACGCCAAAGAAAUGUCGAGCCCGUUUCGGUGUGGAUCAACAAGAGUUCUGGUGCAAGCCCUGCAG
Messenger RNA from Asterias rubens (European starfish), 966 nucleotides. Its product is annotated as transcription factor 7-like 2. The record is from RefSeq and is a predicted model, not a curated record. Gene Ontology annotation, cellular component: beta-catenin-TCF complex. Gene Ontology annotation, biological process: canonical Wnt signaling pathway; regulation of transcription by RNA polymerase II. NCBI's taxonomy places the organism in Eukaryota, Metazoa, Echinodermata, Asteroidea, Forcipulatida, Asteriidae. Gene Ontology annotation, molecular function: RNA polymerase II cis-regulatory region sequence-specific DNA binding; DNA-binding transcription factor activity, RNA polymerase II-specific.